Messenger RNA from Acaulospora colombiana, 909 nucleotides. The record is from the annotation of a GenBank genome assembly. Lineage: Eukaryota; Fungi; Glomeromycota; Glomeromycetes; Diversisporales; Acaulosporaceae.
AUGUCACGACCAACUGAAGAAAGAAAUCAAGAUGCGACCGUUUACAUUGGUAACCUGGAUGAACGUUGUACUGAAGCCCUGAUUUGGGAGUUGAUGCUCCAAGCAGGACCUGUAGUUAACGUUCACUUACCGAAAGAUCGCGUUACCCAAACGCAUCAAGGUUACGGGUUUUGUGAGUACAUGAGCGAAGAUGAUGCUGAUUAUGCGAUUAAAAUAAUGAACCAGAUAAAACUUUAUGGAAAACCAAUACGAGUUAACAAGGCAACUUCGGAUAAGAAAAAUCUGGACGUUGGGGCGUCAUUGUUUAUCGGAAAUUUGGAUCCCGAUGUAGACGAAAAAAUGUUAUACGAUACAUUUAGCGCAUUUGGAGUGAUUGUACAGACACCAAAGAUUGCGAGAGAUCCCGAUACAGGCAAUAGCAAAGGAUAUGGGUUUAUCUCAUAUGACAAUUUUGACUCUUCUGACGCAGCAAUUGACGCAAUGAAUGGUCAAUAUUUAAUGAAUAAACCAAUUACUGUGUCGUAUGCAUUCAAAAAGGAUGGUAAAGGCGAGAGACACGGCAGUGCUGCAGAACGACUACUGGCGGCUCAGGCAAAGAAGAACCAAAGCUUGCCAAAUCGCCUCUUUGCAGAUAUCCGGCCGAUUGGCAUGCCUCAACCAAUCAUGGCAAUUAGGGCACCAAUAGUUGCGGGUUCACCUCAACAAAUUGCGAGUGCGAUUCCAAGACAAAGCAGCGGUUUGCCAACACAAAUGGUACCUCCUUCAGGUGUGUAUGGGGGCUAUACAUCUGGGACAAGUAGCCAGACUCCAUCACAACCUUCCAGACCUCAAAUAAUAAAUGGAUCUGGGUCAACGCAACAGGCAUACCAACAGAGGCCUACUGUUUCUUCUGGAAAUUUGUUAGGGUAA